Molecule: messenger RNA, 198 nt
Organism: Penicillium soppii
Lineage: Eukaryota; Fungi; Ascomycota; Eurotiomycetes; Eurotiales; Aspergillaceae
Exons: 1
Coding region: 1-198 (65 amino acids)
Source: RefSeq, a predicted model, not a curated record
AUGUCCGUCGGCCGCUAUCUUUUUGGAAACCAGAAUCUUGCAAGUGACGAAUUCUUGGCGUUGAACGAUUUCACAGAGAAGAUAUUCGGCCAGGAUAACAUCCACGAAAAUUUCAGUUUUGAAGAACAGUCUACCAUAACCGUCGCCAUAAUAGAGUCCGCGAUGACUUUCCCAUUUACUAGUGCUGGUGCUGCAUAG